GAUACAUUUACUACUACCUUAGUCAUCCGAUACUUUUACAUACAACAUGCACUCUACCCGCUCAAACUUUGCGACCGUCGCCGCCAACAACGACUGCUCUGUCGCGUCUACGACUUCUGCUUUCAAUGUCGCUCCGCCUGCCCAUGACACUAUUGUCGUGAACGGCAAUGCUGCUGCCAAUGUCGCAACCUCUCCUUCUCCCGUCGGCGUCGCUCCGCCUGCCUAUGGCACCGUCGUCGCGACCCCCAUGACGCGUGAAGAGUUCAUGAAGACAUUUGUCUCCUCUAUCGAUUCUGAGAUUGGAGGCAUGGACAAAGAUGCACAGAUCAAGUCGCUUAGAACCACUGUCAUCGGUGAACAUGGUCGUAUCUUCGACCUGGUCAAGAAGGCCAACCAUCUUCUUGGAGCCCGAAUCCAGGACAUCCGUCGCAGAGACAUGAAUAUCCGAGCCCUGCAACAGCAAAAUCACAACCUCAACGCCCAGAUGAUUGCACUGAAGAGACACUACGCUAUGAACCCUCACGCCUCCAAGAUCAAUCAGUGGAUGCAAUCCGGACAGGUCGAGCGUAUUGUCCUCCGUCCUCAAGGUACCAUCAGCCGUGUGCCUGCAACCAUCACUCGCUCCAACACCCGUGUGUCCACUCGCGCUGCCAGACGUGUAGCACCCAUGGUUCAAAGACUGGGCUCGCAGACCGUGAACGGCAGACGUGUCGCUCAGAGAGUCAACCUCGAGCAAGAGGUUGCUCAUGAGCAGGUGAACCAGGCGAGAAGAGCUGCGCAACUAUCGCAGCAACUCAGAAUUGAGACGGCGAGACGUGAGCAGCCGUUAGCGCGCCAUGAUGUGUUGGAGCGUCAAUUGGCUACUGGUCGCCGUGCUUGAGAGAACAUGUCCUCAGUCCUGCGAAUCCUGGAAGCAAAUGGGGUCGACGAUGAUGAUAAUGACGAACUUCUUUUUGUCUUUCUCGGUUAGGUAGUCACAAGUAUCCAGUCU
Molecule: messenger RNA, 991 nt
Organism: Aureobasidium pullulans EXF-150
Lineage: Eukaryota; Fungi; Ascomycota; Dothideomycetes; Dothideales; Saccotheciaceae
Exons: 2
Coding region: 47-880 (277 amino acids)
Source: RefSeq, a predicted model, not a curated record